Messenger RNA from Mycena indigotica, 1197 nucleotides. Its product is annotated as MBOAT-2 domain-containing protein. Gene Ontology annotation, biological process: lipid metabolic process. The record is from RefSeq and is a predicted model, not a curated record. Lineage: Eukaryota; Fungi; Basidiomycota; Agaricomycetes; Agaricales; Mycenaceae. The transcript is spliced from 3 exons. The coding region runs from base 1 to 1197 and encodes 398 amino acids.
AUGGUUUCGGCGAGCGGCGACAGCCUUCUUGAUCUCGGCCACCGUCAGCCUCUUUCUUGGUCCAACCUUUUCACGGUUUUCCUCCCCCCAGCAUUGCUCUAUUAUCUCACCAAUGUUCUCGCACUUCUCGGCCCAAAAACAUUUGUGGCUCGUCUGGCCUUGCUGCCCGUAACACUCGGCUUCGCGAUUAGAGCUGCUGUAUCCCUCGAUGUCGCAAGGGGACUUCUUCCCACGAAUCCAGGGGGUCUCGAAUACUUGAACCAAUUUCUUGCACUCGCCAUGCACACUGCCUCCACUCGAAGUUUCCUGCGCACAUUUGCGGCAACACCCACAAGACUCAAUCAUCAGUCAACAAACCUCUACGCUGAUGCGUUAGACCUCACCUUCAACCUCCGUGGUGUUGGUUGGAGCUUUUCUUCGAACAUGCAACUUCCGGUGGAAUACCGACCACUCACUUCGCGGUCCAUAUUUCUGGUUUCUGUUUUAAAAUCAUUGGCCAGCCAUAUUCUUGCGUUCGAUUUUUUCCACUAUAUCGCGCAAUCCCUUGGUCCAGAUCAUGUCGGCUCUACUGCUGGCUUCAGUAUCUUCGACCCCUCCCUACAAAACCCGCUUACGCGCCACCUCAACGCGUCAACUCUUACUCUCCUAGUAGGGAUCUGCAUUUAUGCGGCUGUCGAAAUCGGUCACCAAGUCCUCACACUUAUCCACGUCGGCGUAUUUCGCAUAUCACCUUCGGAAUGCCCACCGCUUUUCGACUCUCCCUGGUAUGCGACAUCGUUAACGGACUUCUGGGCCGUCAGAUGGCACCAGGUCUUUCGGCAAGAGUUCAUCGGAGUCGGCGGGAAACCACUCAGCCUAAUUUUCGGCCGCAUCGGUUUGGUGUUCGGCGCGUUUUUGGUCUCGGGCAUCCUGCAUUUCGUUGGCUUGUGGGGCAUGAACAAGGGCGCUGACACCCGCAUCAUAUUUUUCUUCUUGACGAUGGGUCUGGGCAUACUUGUCGAAGGGCUAUGGAAGUCUGUUUCUGGCUGGAGGGUAUGCGGCGUUGCUGGAUGGCUUUGGACUGCGAGUUGGUUGAUCGGCUUUGGUUUCCUAAUGACGGACCCGUGGUGUCAAAGCGGACUUAUUGGCAGUGUGUUCAUUCCCCACGAAUAUCGUCCUGCUGUGUUGCUUCAUAGACUGCUUGUGACUACGACAUAG